CUCCCCCUUCAGUAAAAGCUAUUUAGUCGACAGCUGACCGCGACCACAGCAGCAGUCGAGUGAAGGAUCGGCACUAACAAGCAGAUUAGACUGCGGAGACAGAAGAAAGAUGAUGUUGUGAACUUUUAAAGCUUCCUACGAGGAUUAUCCGUAUUUACUGUUACAGCGCUGUUCAGUGGAAGUCUCGAAGAAAAAAAGACGGUUCAUAUGGAAGAGAGUACGAGAUACGUUCAACAGCUGCUCUAUAUGUCUUAUGUUUAUACUUUGUCGUUAUGAACAUUAGUGUGUUUUGAGCACAAGAGACUCGUUGCAUUAUUUAUUUCCCAAACACUGAGGGAAAGUCCUGAAGACGAUGAAGGAAGCGAUGGCAGCACUUCAACUCUGUGUGUUUAUUUUGGCCGUAAAGGUGGCUUUUGGCAAGGUCUGUAUCAGUGAGCAGUUCACAAAAACAGGAGAAUGUUGCAGCAUGUGUCCUGCGGGCUCUGGCUUGGCAACCAACUGCGGCCAGGAAGACACCAAGUGUAAGCCGUGUAAAGAUGGCGUGUCGUUCUCAGACUCUGAGAGUCUUUCAGCCUGUCGACUGUGCGCCCGCUGCCCUUCUGGCAUUCCUGAACUGGCUCGCUGCACGCUCACUCAGGAUACCCAGUGUGACUGCGGUGAGGGUUUCUUCCUGUGGCGGGAUGGAAACAGCACAAGCUCGCUGUGCGCGGCCUGCAGCAUGUGUGUGCAUGGAAGUGGAGUGGCUCGGGAAUGUGGUCCGCUGGGAAAUACCGUAUGUGAGCGGUGUAAACCAGGGACUUACUCAAGGGAGAGGAGCGACUGGAAACCCUGCGUGCCAUGUUCGCGCUGUAGUGACGAAGAGGUGGAGAUCAGAUCCUGCCAGCCGGAUUCUGACACCGUCUGUAUGGUAAAAGACCUCAGCAUCCUGUCCCGGCCAUCUGGUUCUGAUGUACCGCGGGAAUUUCCCCGAUGGCCGACUCUGAGUGAUGAAACCGAGAACAGGAGCAGCCCAGCACCAGGGUCCGGAUCCCCUCGACUCACACCACAGGAUCAAGGGGGCAACAACAACAUCCUGGUCUACGUGUCUGUACUGGCUGCAGUGGUGCUCGGCCUCCUGCUCUACGUUGCCUACAAAUGCUGGAAGUCAUGUCAGCAGAAGCAGGCUCUGGUGAAAGCACGGGUUGGCGAGUUGAAUAAUGCCGGGGAAGGAGAGAAAUUACACAGCGACAGUGGCGUGUUCCUGGACUGUCAAAGCCUUCAGGAAAGCCAGCCCAGCAAAGGCAGCAAACGGGACAGCAAACAGGACACGCGGCUUUAUGUGAACCUGCCUCCCCACAGGCAGGAGGAGGUAGAGGGGCUUCUCGCAGAGGGGGGCAGUCGGAGCUGGAGGCAGCUGGCCGCCACGCUCGGUUACGAACAGGACCGUGUGGACGUCUUUGGACGGGGCCAGGACCCCAUCCACACCCUCUUAACUGAUUGGGCCCAACAGGAAGGGUCAACGUUGGGCCUGCUCUGCUCCGCUCUGGCACGCAUCGAGCGGCCGGACAUCAUCACCGCCCUCACCGCCACCUCUCAAGGAGUGUCAGUAGUCUGAAUACUUGAAUAUGUUGCUUACGCCUUCGUGAAAGUGAAAGAGACUCUAAAAUAAUAGAGGAAGAGCAUCAACCGACUCAUUUUCGAAGGAGAAUGCCUUGCAGCGUGCACUAAGACUUUGAAGAGCAGGAUUGGACAUAAUAAGGGGUUUUAUUAAACAUACCGUUUCACUUAUGAAUUUUGUUUCAACAGCCUGAGAUGUUCCGCCACCUCAGAACAUUUUCUGCUCGAGACAGAUGUUUCCUCCAGGAUUCAUGGGCAGUUUAAGCUUAAUAAGAUCUUCUUUGUAGUGUCAAAACAAACUCUGUUUUCUCCGAGACACAUUCAUGCUGAACAAUUUCAUUGUCAGUGUUUCGGGUGGUUUUGGUUUCAGCUGUGGUUGGUAUCAAAGAACACGGACAUUUCUGAACAUUUCUGCGGUCUCAUGAAUGACAGUUUUCCAUUUUUGUGGAAUGGUAUCAUAGUGCCAGAGAAAGCAUCAUGUAUGCGAUUCAAUCGUGCUUUUAUAUUUAUAUUUCAGUGCUUCUGUCAUUCGAACAAUGAUCAACACCGAAGUAUUCAGCUUUUAUACUGUGGUUUGUCAAGGGCAAUGUUACACUGUUGAGGUGUUUAAUGAUUUCCAAAGAGGAAAACCACUAAAUGGGCUGCACAAGGGAGUUGUAUAUUCGAAAAUAUAUAGAUGUACAGUCGAGUUGCCUUAGCGAAUGAUCCUCUUUGAUAAAGACAAAAGAUGUGUCUCAUUCACAAUGUGCUUGGUUUGCACUUUAAUCAACAAUGCAACCUAAAAGCAAAGUUAUGUUUUGUGUUUUAUGUGAGAGAAAAACUCUGGUGCCUUUACUUUUAAUGCUCAGGUUUGUGCUUUGCUGGUUUACUCUACCAUGUAUGUAUUUUAGGGUCAUUUCUGUAUGUUAGUGCUGAGACUUGAUGUUUCCGUGCUGAGAGGCUUUUCAUAUUAAUAACAUCCGUGUUAUGUAUCUAUCACUUAUGUUUGUCCUUUUUUAAUAAUGAAAUAUUGAUGUUUAGAGGUAUCUUUGUAUUUUUAAAGAAAAUAAAUAAUACAUUGUGUGAGCAAAUAAGUAGUAUUGUAUGACA
Rhinichthys klamathensis goyatoka is the source of this 2685-nucleotide messenger RNA. It is a transcript of the gene nradd, whose product is annotated as neurotrophin receptor associated death domain. The coding region runs from base 353 to 1594 and encodes 413 amino acids. Gene Ontology annotation, cellular component: plasma membrane; cell surface. The record is from RefSeq and is a predicted model, not a curated record. The transcript is spliced from 6 exons. NCBI's taxonomy places the organism in Eukaryota, Metazoa, Chordata, Actinopteri, Cypriniformes, Leuciscidae. Gene Ontology annotation, biological process: Rho protein signal transduction. Gene Ontology annotation, molecular function: nerve growth factor binding; coreceptor activity; death receptor activity.